Anguilla rostrata (American eel) is the source of this 2791-nucleotide messenger RNA. Its product is annotated as vasoactive intestinal polypeptide receptor 2-like. Gene Ontology annotation, biological process: adenylate cyclase-modulating G protein-coupled receptor signaling pathway; cell surface receptor signaling pathway. The record is from RefSeq and is a predicted model, not a curated record. The transcript is spliced from 13 exons. Gene Ontology annotation, molecular function: G protein-coupled peptide receptor activity; vasoactive intestinal polypeptide receptor activity; peptide hormone binding. Gene Ontology annotation, cellular component: plasma membrane. NCBI's taxonomy places the organism in Eukaryota, Metazoa, Chordata, Actinopteri, Anguilliformes, Anguillidae. Bases 739 to 2049 code for a protein of 436 amino acids.
CCAGCAUCGACAUGCGCGCUCACGUUCAUAUCAAAGUUUGUGAAUACAAUAUAAAUCAAGGGAACCAGUCGUAAGGCGUACGGACUGCAAACGGUUUGGAAUUUAGCGACGGGGUAUUUGUAUUUUAAAAAAUCGCCUAGUAACGAUAAAACGAAUGAAUUGGCGAAAUAAAUUAAAUUAAGUAUGGAGAGUUUUCAGGGGGCACGCGAAGGCUACUUUCUCUCUCUCUCUCUCAAGAAUAAUUAUAUAAUGCAGGCUAACGGUACAAUAAGUUGAUAUUCCCUGGGGAGAUUUACAGCGCGCGGUAUUUGUUACAGUUCUUCCAGAAUGGCAGAGGAUAGGGACUGCUGGUGACAGUGUGGCUUCGCUGCUUGUUACAGCUCGGCUCCGACGGUUUUGCAUUUUCUGUCUGAAGUAACAGAUUUGAUCAGUGACACGGCUGCAGACACCCAGUCUGCCAGCCGAGCAGACUGUAGAACUGUGAGCGCACCGCACCGCGUUUCAGUUCAGCUGCCUUGCGCUGGAAUUGUGUAUGAGGGAUAUUGUUUUGGGUCAUUGUCACUCCUGUUUUUUGUAACGGAAAGGAAGCAUAAUUCGUGUGAUUUUUUUUUUUUUUUUUUUUUUGGAUCCACGGAGACGAACCUCAUGAGUAGUGAGUCCUUCGCGCGUCCUAAGAGGAUUAAUGGCACUUUGGAAAGUUGGUCCGUGAUUCAAACCAGAAACUGAUCUUCACAAAAAAUGAGAAGUUUGUCUUUGUUUGUUUUACUUACAUUUUCGUGUGCCUCGUAUGUGAGCGGAAGACAUCCGGACUGUAACUUUCUGCUGGAGCUUCAGAAGGAUGAGGAGGAGUGCUACGCUCGGCUUCGGAAGCAGGAGAAACCCGUUUCCAAAGGGUGCAAAGGACUCUGGGACAACAUAUCGUGUUGGGACCGUGCUGAGAUCGGAGAAACGGUCACCAUCCCCUGCCCACGAGUUCUCAAAACUUUCUUCGGUAGAAACGGAUAUAUCAGUAAGAACUGCACGGCUGACGGCUGGUCUGACGUUUUUCCCAACAUAACCAGCGCCUGUGGGAGUGACACACGGCAUGACAAGCUGGUGUUUUACACGGUGGUGAAGGCACUUUACACCCUGGGACACUGCUUAUCCCUGAUCGCUCUCACCACAGGAAGUGCAAUCCUUUGUCUGUUUAGAAAACUCCACUGCACGAGGAAUUACAUCCACCUGAACCUCUUCUUCUCCUUCAUCCUGAGGGCGGUGGCCGUUCUGGUGAAAGACCACAUCCUGUUUUCCCACAAUGCUCAGUGCUCGGAUCAGACGUCUCUGGUGGGAUGCAAAGCCAGCCUGGUGGUCUUCCACUACUUCAUCAUGGCCAACUUCUUCUGGCUGCUGGUGGAAGGCCUGUAUCUCCACACGCUCCUCAUGGUGAUAUUCUCCGAGAACAGACACUUCGUCGUCUAUCUCCUGAUCGGCUGGGGGUUCCCAACAGUGUUCGUGUUUGCAUGGACCAUGACAAGAAUUUACUUUGAAGAUACUGGAUGCUGGGAGAUUAACGAGAACCCGGUUCCCAUCUGGGUGAUCAACGGGCCCAUCGUGUUCUCCAUCAUGGUGAAUUUCAUCCUGUUCAUUAGUAUAAUAAGAAUCCUGGUGCAGAAGCUGAGGUGCCCUGAUGUAGGAGGCAACGAUCAGUCACAGUACAGGAGGCUGGCCAAGUCCACGCUGUUGCUGAUCCCUCUGUUCGGAGUGCACUACGUCAUCUUCGUCUCUCUCAACGAGUCCCUGGAGCAGUGCAAAAUAUUUUUCGAUCUGGCUCUGGGAUCCUUUCAGGGCCUGGUUGUGGCCAUCCUGUAUUGCUUUCUGAACAGCGAGGUGCAGGGGGAGCUGAAGAGGAAGUGGCGGAGCCUGAGUUUGGAGUGCCUGAGCAGCCGGGGCCCCCGGCGCCCGGGGUCCGCCACGUACCGCAACGGCACGGACAGCAUCGACAGCACCGCGCACUUCCACCGGAACACCCGCGCCCAGUCCCUCCUGCAGACCGAGACCACCGACCUGUGACCCCACGACCCCACCACCCCGACCUGUGACCCCACGACCCCACCACCCCGACCUGUGACCCCACGACCCCACCACCCGACCUGUGACCCCAUGACCUGUGACCCCACGACCCCGUCCUGUGACCCCAAAACCCUGUCCUCUGACCCCAGGACCCCGUCCCGUUACACCAUGACCCCGUCCUCUGACCCCACGACCCCGUCCUCUGACCCCAGGACCCCGUCCUCUGACCCCACGACCCCGUCCUGUGACCCCACGACCCCGUCCUGUGACCCCAGGACCCUGUCCUGUGACCCCAGGACCCCGUCCCAUUACACCAGGACUCCGUCUCGUCCCUCUCCCAGGCUUCACAUGUGGAUCGAACGUUCCCCGUCCCGCGUCUUCAUCUGACAGAAUCAGUGAACAUUACCCGGGGCCGCGGGCGUCCGUCAGCCCAAACGCUGAAUCGAUUCUGGGAGUCGGAAUCGAUCCGUUUCGCUCGCUUCACCAACGCUUGGGGAAAUUAAAAGAUGUGGCCGCGUCUGACUUUAAUUGAUAAUCCCGUAUUAAUCCUGACAUUCGUUCUGUUGGUGCUCCACACCCCGCCCCCCCCCCCCCCUCGUGUGCCCUGGGAGGACAGUCACAGCCCACUGCCCCUGUUUUCUAGCGGAGAGAGAGAAAGAGAGGGAGAAAGAGAGAGGGAGAGUGUGCGUAUCAGGACCCAAAAGUACAGAGGUGGGCAGCGAGGGCCGGAUUCAUUCAUGGU